Messenger RNA from Cyprinus carpio (common carp), 1410 nucleotides. Its product is annotated as adhesion G protein-coupled receptor E3-like. Lineage: Eukaryota; Metazoa; Chordata; Actinopteri; Cypriniformes; Cyprinidae. The record is from RefSeq and is a predicted model, not a curated record. Gene Ontology annotation, biological process: adenylate cyclase-activating G protein-coupled receptor signaling pathway; cell surface receptor signaling pathway. Gene Ontology annotation, cellular component: membrane. The coding region runs from base 1 to 1308 and encodes 435 amino acids. The transcript has 7 exons. Gene Ontology annotation, molecular function: G protein-coupled receptor activity.
AUGACGACACGGGCUGUGCGGGCCAAUGAUUUGGAGUGCUCACAUGUGCUUCAGACACCAGUCGUGCUGAUGACAUUCCCCAAAGUGUACCCUAGGGAAUGCAGUAAUCAGACCCCUGGAGGAUGUUUUCAAAAUCGUUUUGAACAGAUCAAGAACAUCACAGCUAAAGUGCUUCCUUUGAAUACUGUGACAAACAUUUUGACUGUGGCCUUCAACGCUUCAGAGAAGAUUGUAGAGUCAUCAUCAUCAGCAAGCCAAGCUGAACUAGCCUCCUAUGGAAACUGUGUGUUAAAAACUAGUGAGAAACUCAUUUCUACAUUAGUGAAGCCAACAGUCACAAGUGACAGAGUCAGUUUUACUCUUCCUGCUGUAGAGGGUCAAGUCUUCAUGGUUGGACCACAGGUCACCUUAAAUAAAAUCCCUCGACUUGACACGACAAAUUCUUCUGUGGACAUCGAUCUCAUUGGGAUAUCCAAGAACAACACUGAAAGAUCAGCUGCUGUGGCUUUCAUGAGUUACGUCACGAUGGAGAAUCUACUGAAGCCAGACUUUUUUAACACAUCAAAUGGCACAAUUAAAACCAUGAUGUCCACUGUGAUCUCAGUUACUCUUCCCAAAACCACCAACACUAAACUCACCAAACCAGUCAACUUCACCUUCAGACACAUCAGAGAGUUUGAUCCCAAUGGUUCCCUGUCCUGUGUGUACUGGAAUAACAGAGAGUGGAUUGUAGAUGGUUGUUCUGUUUUAAGAACUAACAGCAGCUACACUGUGUGUUCCUGUGUUCAUCUGUCUACAUUCGCUCUCAUCAUGCAAACCAGCCGUCAGUCAGAGGUACAGAACAGAACUGACAUGUUUUCUCAGAGUGACUCACUGCUGGAUCUGUUGAAUUUGGUGUGUGUGAUCGUGGGGCUGGUGUUCUUCAGUUUGGCCCUGUUGACCUUUGCCCUUUGUCAGUGGAGUCCUUUAGUGAAUAAUGUGGCUCGAAUCAACAUCUGCAUCAGUCUUCUGCUGGCUCACCUUCUGUUCCUGCUCACACAGCAGUUCCUGAGCCUCAUACUGAGUCAGCAGGUGUUGUGUGCCGCGAUCGCAGGCCUUCUGCACUUCCUCUUUCUCUCCGGCUUUGUGUGGAUGUUCAUUGAAGGUGUGCUGCUCUUCAUCUGUGUGAAGAACCUAUCACAGAUCAGCUCUAAAAAGAGGGCAGUGCUUAGCAGUGGAUUCCUGUGUGUGAUUGGAUAUGUGGUUGCUCUGGUUGUGGUGUGUGUGUCUGUCGGUCUGGUUCCUGAAGGCUACGGCAACGAACAGUGAGUGAUCUGAUAAAAUAUAGACACAGGCUGUAUCAGUGUUACGCACAAGAUUAAAAUCUGCAAUAUUUCACCAGUCAACACCUGAAAUAGUAUUUCUGACAAA